Molecule: messenger RNA, 1764 nt
Organism: Rhagoletis pomonella (apple maggot)
Lineage: Eukaryota; Metazoa; Arthropoda; Insecta; Diptera; Tephritidae
Product: transcription factor IIIB 90 kDa subunit-like
Exons: 7
Coding region: 334-1764 (476 amino acids)
Biological process (GO): transcription preinitiation complex assembly; transcription by RNA polymerase III; DNA-templated transcription initiation
Cellular component (GO): nucleus; transcription factor TFIIIB complex; transcription preinitiation complex
Molecular function (GO): TBP-class protein binding; RNA polymerase III type 3 promoter sequence-specific DNA binding; RNA polymerase III general transcription initiation factor activity
Source: RefSeq, a predicted model, not a curated record
CCCAUAAUGUUUUGACAAUUUGCUUCCUUCAUUUCAACGAAUUUUUUUUAUACAAUUGCCUGCUGUUUAAUUGGGAGAACUGUAGAAAAUUUGAAAAAAAAAACAAAAAAUUGCUACAAUAUGCGCAUCUAAUUAAUCAAAGUGCCACCACACUCAAAAAUCUACCUAGCAUAUACAUAGAAGCAAUCGCCAACAGCUGAUUAAAUGCCGCAUACUGCCUCCAAGCUUUAAACAAAUUUUCCAAAACAUUGAAAACAAAACUUUACUCCAUUUUAAAACAAACCAUUGCUUAAAUUACUUAAACAUCAGAUUAUAUAUUAAUUAGGCAACAAAAUGUCUUCCGGUUUGAAGUGUCGCAAUUGUGGUUCAACCGAUAUCGAAGAGGACAAUGCACGUGGCGAUGCUGUCUGUACGAACUGCGGUUCCGUCCUAGAAGAUUCAUUGAUCGUUUCGGAGAUACAGUUCGAAGAAGUUGGACGUGGUGCAGCGGCAAUCGGGCAGUUUGUGUCCGCGGAGUCUACUGGAGGUGCCACGAAUUAUGGCUAUGGCAAAUUUCAAGUAGGUUCCGGUACGGAGUCGCGUGAAGUUACAAUCAAAAAAGCCAAAAAGGAAAUCACACAUUUGUGUCAGCAAUUGCAAUUAACGCAGCAUUACAUUGAUACAGCAUUGAAUUUCUUCAAAAUGGCAUUGGCACGUCACUUGACGCGUGGCCGCAAGAGUACCCAUAUUUAUGCCGCUUGUGUGUAUAUCACAUGCCGUACGGAGGGCACAUCACAUCUGCUCAUUGACAUCAGCGAUGUCCAACAAAUCUGCUCAUACGAAUUGGGUCGUACUUAUUUAAAGCUAUCAAAUGCCUUGUGCAUUAACAUUCCCUCUGUCGAUCCCUGCUUGUAUAUCAUGCGCUUCGCAAAUAAACUACAGUUUGGCGCUAAGACGCAUGAAGUCUCCAUGACUGCCCUACGCAUUGUCCAACGCAUGAAAAAGGACUCGCUCCACUCUGGUCGGCGACCGACCGGGUUAUGUGGUGCUGCUUUAUUGAUUGCGGCACGCAUGCAUGAAUUCAGUCGUACGAUCAUGGAUAUUGUUGGCAUUGUCAAAAUACAUGAAUCUACCGUACGCAAGCGGUUAAUUGAAUUCGCCGACACUCCCUCCAGCGCGCUCACUCUGGAUGAAUUUAUGUCCGUUGAUCUGGAAGCCGAGCAAGAUCCACCGGCCUUUAAGGCAGCGCGGAAAAAGGAUCGCGACCGUAUCAAAGAUGUGAGUAAUGAUACUUUGGUAUUUAAUUUGAGUUUUAUCGCGGGGACGCUCAGCGCGCCUCCAGCUCCGUGUGCAGCAACGGACGUGGACAUUGAGGCUCCCGAACCGGCGCCGGAACCGGAGAUCUCCGCUGCCUCGGCUGCUCUACUAUGUCGUCUGCUCAAGGGCGAAGUUGAGGUAGCAUUAAUCCAAGAACCUGAUGGUGACAUCGCGACAACGCGAUUUGAGCUAGAGAGCACAUUCAUCGUGCUGGUUUCGCCAUACAUGCCCUAUGACCCCGCUCAUUCAACGGCGCGGAACUUGAUGACCAAAUACGAACACGGCCACAUUUUCUUUGGUAUCGAUGCGAAUGCCCACCAAGUCCAUUGGGGCAGUACAGACAUAUAUUAUCGUGCCUGCCAAAUCGUAAAUUUAAAACACAGCAGCAGCAGCAGCAGCGGCAGCGGCAGUGACAGCGACAGCGACAGCAGCAGUGCGAGCAACAAAGUUUUUGUGCAACGCAAUUGA